AUGCGGCCUCUCACUACCCUCCUGGCGCUCCCUUUGGCGCUGUUGCCUUCGCUCGUCUUCGCGCAGGAUCUCGAAGUCCAAGUCACAAAACCGGCCGAAUGUACGCGCAAGACUCAGAAAGGCGACACCGUGUCGAUGAUGUACAAGGGCACGCUGCAAAGCGACGGCAGCAAGUUCGACUCGAGUUAUGACCGAGGAACACCCUUCAGCUUCACGAUUGGCAAGGGCCAGGUCAUCAAAGGCUGGGACCAGGGAUUGUUGGACAUGUGUAUAGGAGAAGGAAGGAAGUUGAUCAUCCCGCCCAACCUGGCAUAUGGCAACCGGGCUAUGGGCACCAAGAUUCCUGCGGGAUCUACACUGAUUUUUGAGACAGAACUCAUGGGCAUUGAUGGUGUCAAGGCCGAACCGCCGAAGUCUGUUGAACCUACGCCGCCAGCUCCCGAGAAGUCAACCGCUGCCGUUACAGAUGACAAUGUCAACUCCAACGACGAAGAAGCGGCGCCCGAAAACGUACCGAGCCCUACCUCCACACCGUCAUCCGAAGCUUCUCCUGUGGAGGCGAAGCCUGAGAAGACUGCAGCACCUGCUGCUAAGCCUAGUAAAAUCGCCGAAGCACAAGAGAACCCCAUGGAUGGCGAGAGCGGCAAGGGCGAGUGCAACCUCCUUGGCAACUUCGCCUUGCUUGUGCAGGGUGCUCUCGGACUUCUCGCAGUGUCCUCUCUUGCCGUCAAGAGGCUGAGAGAGUCCCCGCGACGACCUAUGAAGAUUUGGUUCUUCGAUGUCUCGAAGCAGGUCUUUGGUUCAGUUCUGUUGCACCUUGCAAAUGUUCUGAUGUCCAUGUUGUCUUCUGGCAAAUUCGAUGUAGCAGCGACCACAAGCGCAACCACCAAGUAUGCCGGAACGAACGAAGAGGGUGAUCAGCCGAACCCAUGUUCGUUCUAUCUCCUCAACCUGGCCAUCGACACUACGAUCGGCAUACCCAUUCUCGUGCUGCUCCUCAAGAUCCUCCACGCCGCAUUCGCGAAGACGCCCCUUGCCAACCCCCCAGAGUCCAUCCGCAGCGGCAACUACGGCCAGCCACCACGCGCAACCUGGUGGCUUAAGCAGUCCAUAAUCUACUUCCUCGGUCUUAUCGGCAUGAAACUCUGUGUCCUCGCCAUUUUCGCUUUCUUGCCUUGGAUCGCAUGGGUAGGAGACUGGGCACUUCGCUGGACAGAAGGGAACACGGCGCUACAGAUCACUUUCGUCAUGUUUAUUUUCCCCUUGAUUAUGAACGCGUUACAGUACUGGAUCAUCGAUAGCUUUAUCAAGGAUCCUGAGCAUGGCAGCGGCAGUGGCACUGAGGGCAGGUAUGGCGUUAUUGGAGAUGAGGAUAGUGAGGAUGAGGAUGAUGAGGAAUGGUUGGAGAGACAGAGGCGGAGGCGUGAGGCGGGCAUUGAUGGCGAGGAUAGUGAUGUUGAGGCUGCUGAGGGUGAUCCGUUGAAGGAGGCCAACCCUACCGUAGUCCCUGCAAGGAGUCGUAGUCUGAAGACUGGCGGCGACUACGAUCCUGCGACUGACGGAGCAAGUGGCAGCCUCAAGACCAGGACGGAGUAG
Molecule: messenger RNA, 1596 nt
Organism: Alternaria arborescens
Lineage: Eukaryota; Fungi; Ascomycota; Dothideomycetes; Pleosporales; Pleosporaceae
Exons: 3
Coding region: 1-1596 (531 amino acids)
Cellular component (GO): membrane
Molecular function (GO): peptidyl-prolyl cis-trans isomerase activity
Source: RefSeq, a predicted model, not a curated record